AUGGAGGCGAAGAUAUUGAGUGCUGUUAAGACGGAGUUCCCGCCCUGCUGCUUGCAGAUAUACGACGAGGAGUAUAUCAUAGUUGGUACGUAUGAGUUGGACAAGGACACCGGGUACAGGUUUGGUUCUGUCGAUGUAUUUGACUCUGAAUUGAAGCUCUUGCACAGCUAUAGGACUUACGGAGCAGUGCUGGACUUGAAGCUGAGUCCCUUUGAUGAUACGCUGGUCGCAACUGCGCACUCCACUGGUAAUGUGGAGUUGUGGAGAAUAGUUAGGGAUGACGGGGUCUCGCUGGAGCGUGUGUCUAAUUUGCAAGUGUUUGAUCCCGAGACUCUAAUUGCGUCUUUGCACUUCUCCCCAUUGAGUCCCGCUACGUUGCUGCUCACCGCUACCACUGGUGAAACCAGCACCAUCGAUAUUGAGUAUGGGGACAUAGGUUUCUCCACUGAUAAUGUGUAUAAAGCAUACCAAAAACAGGAAAAGAUCGAAAUUAAAGUUCAAGGUGAACCACAGUGGGCGCUGGAAUGCGAAAGUCAGGUAUUCGAUGAGCAACACAGCCUGCAGUGCUGGACUGCCGAGUUUGGCAAAAUCCAUCCGUUGGAGAACGUGGUCUUCACCGGUGGUGACGAUGCCACUAUCAUGGCCCAUGAUCUAAGAUCAAAGGAAUUGAUCUGGUCCAACAGUAGGAUACAUGACGCAGGCGUGGUGGCCAUCAAGACUAGCUCUCCGACUUUCAGAUAUGACCAGCCCACCUCACUUAUCACAGGUGCGUACGAUGACCACAUUAGAACUUUUGAUCUGCGUAUGCUCGAAGAUGACAUAUACCCUGGUCGCAACAUCCCGGUGCAAAACACCCGUCAGUUGAACCUUGGUGGUGGGGUAUGGAGAUUUAGCGAAAAGCCUAGAGAGGACAACUUACCAACAAAUGAACAGCUUGUUUGCUGCAUGUACGAUGGUGCAAAGAUUGUCAAGAUUGAUGACUCUACUGAAGAUUAUUUCUCGGUGACUAACUAUUUGAAGAAAGGCCACGAAUCGAUGUGUUACGGUGGUCAAUGGGGCAAGAAAUUUAUUGCUACUUGCUCCUUUUAUGAUAAAUCAUUGCAGACAUGGGUAAAAGACACCAAUUGA
Nakaseomyces glabratus is the source of this 1128-nucleotide messenger RNA. It is a transcript of the gene RRT2, whose product is annotated as diphthamide synthase. NCBI's taxonomy places the organism in Eukaryota, Fungi, Ascomycota, Saccharomycetes, Saccharomycetales, Saccharomycetaceae. Gene Ontology annotation, molecular function: diphthine methylesterase activity; protein binding. Gene Ontology annotation, cellular component: cytoplasm. Gene Ontology annotation, biological process: protein histidyl modification to diphthamide. The record is from RefSeq and is a predicted model, not a curated record.